CGCAGAUUUCAGCUUUGUGAACUAAUUCCUCUGCAAAUAGUGCACUGUGUCCAGGUGCAGCUUCAGUGCUGGGAGAGCGAUGGUUUCUUAAGGAUUUAAGUUUAAAGUCAAAGACUUCCUGCCCUAGGUGUUACAAAUAAGUAGUGUCCUUUUCUUAGGGCUCCAAGUUUGUUCAUCCAAUCAUAUCUCCGUAUGCAAAUCAACCUUAGCCCGUUCAGAUAAAAAGGAACAAAUAGAGCCAAGAGCUCUAGCAAGCUGAACCAAAUCACUGAGCCUGUCACCUGUAUUCCAGGAGUCCUAUCAGAGAUGUCGUCCUCAGGCUUGCCAGACCUACCUGUCCCACUCACCAACAUCAAGACUGAACACACUAAGAUCUUCAUAAACAAUGAAUGGCAUAACUCAGUGAGUGGCAAAAAAUUUCCUGUCUUCAAUCCAGCAACUGAGGAGAAAAUCUGUGAUGUGGAAGAAGGGGACAAGGCAGAUGUUGAUAAAGCGGUGAAGGCUGCAAGAGAAGCUUUUCAGAUUGGCUCUCCAUGGCGAACUAUGGACGCUUCAGAAAGGGGACGGCUCCUCUACAAGCUGGCUGAUUUAAUUGAGAGGGAUCGCCUGCUGUUGGCAACACUUGAGUCAAUGAAUGGUGGAAAACUAUUUGCCAAUGCAUAUUUGAUGGAUUUAGGAGGCUGCAUCAAAACCUUACGUUACUUUGCAGGCUGGGCUGACAAGAUCCAGGGCCGAACAAUUCCUAUGGAUGGGGACUUUUUUAGUUAUACAAGACAUGAGCCUGUUGGUGUGUGUGGCCAAAUCAUUCCUUGGAAUUUCCCAUUGGUCAUGCUUAUUUGGAAGAUAGGACCUGCCCUUAGCUGUGGAAACACUGUGGUUGUCAAACCGGCAGAGCAAACACCUCUCACAGCUCUUCAUGUGGCAUCUUUGAUAAAAGAGGCAGGGUUUCCCCCAGGAGUGGUGAAUAUUGUGCCCGGUUACGGGCCCACUGCAGGAGCAGCCAUCUCUUCCCACAUGGAUGUCGACAAAGUGGCGUUCACAGGAUCAACAGAGGUUGGGAAAAUGAUCAAAGAAGCUGCUGGGAAAAGCAAUCUGAAGAGGGUGACCCUGGAGCUGGGCGGAAAGAGCCCCUGCAUUGUGUUUGCAGAUGCAGACUUGGACAAUGCAGUUGAAUUUGCACACCAAGGAUUAUUCUUCCACCAAGGCCAGUGUUGUGUAGCUGCAUCCAGGCUUUUUGUGGAAGAAUCCAUUUACAAUGAGUUUGUUCGGCGGAGUGUUGAAAGAGCAAAGAAGUAUGUUCUUGGCAAUCCUCUGACCCCAGGAGUUAAUCAAGGCCCACAGAUUGACAAGGAACAAUAUGAUAAAAUAAUUGGCCUCAUUGAGAGUGGGAAGAAAGAAGGGGCCAAACUUGAAUGUGGGGGAGGCCCCUGGGGGAAUAAAGGCUACUUUAUCCAGCCCACAGUUUUCUCCAAUGUGACCGAUGAGAUGCGCAUUGCCAAGGAGGAAAUAUUUGGACCAGUCCAGCAAAUCAUGAAGUUUAAAUCUUUAGAUGAAGUCAUCAAGAGAGCCAACAAUACUUUCUAUGGCUUAUCAGCUGGGGUUUUCACCAGGGACCUUGAUAAAGCUGUGACAGUGUCUGCUGCCCUGCAGGCUGGAACAGUAUGGGUAAAUUGCUAUAGUGUGUUAUCUGCCCAGUGUCCUUUCGGAGGAUUCAAGAUGUCUGGAAAUGGACGAGAACUGGGAGAAUAUGGUCUUCAUGAAUAUACAGAGGUCAAGACAGUCACAAUGAAAAUUUCCAAGAAAAAUUCAUAA
Messenger RNA from Elephantulus edwardii (Cape elephant shrew), 1812 nucleotides. RefSeq names its product retinal dehydrogenase 1-like. Gene Ontology annotation, molecular function: benzaldehyde dehydrogenase (NAD+) activity. The transcript is spliced from 13 exons. The coding region runs from base 307 to 1812 and encodes 501 amino acids. Lineage: Eukaryota; Metazoa; Chordata; Mammalia; Macroscelidea; Macroscelididae. The record is from RefSeq and is a predicted model, not a curated record.